AUGACAAUACAUUUGGGCCAGCAAUCCCUCGUCAUGUCCUGGGGGCAAUGGCGUGCUCAGGAGGCCCAGGUCAACGAUGUCGGUGUCGUCAAGGUGCCUCUUCUACCGGCACCGAGCUUUAAGCUUGACACUGAGACUAUAUACAAUGCCCUUUCCGAGCAGUCCAAUAUAAAGAUGGUCUGUAUCUGUUCACCUGGCAACCCUACUGGGUCUACUGUUCGGAAGGAGGAUGUGAACAAGAUUCUGGCUCACCCUACAUGGAACGGAGUCGUCAUUCUUGACGAGACGUACAUUGACUACUCGUCCAAGACUACCUCUUUGGCUGAAUGGGUCACCGAGUGGCAAAACUUGGUAAUCGUCCAAACCCUGUCCAAGUCUUUUGGUAUGGCGGGCAUUCGUCAGGUAUGGCGGGCCAGCAUUCGCGGCGACGCCAGUCGCCCGCCUGCUCCGCAACCUCAGCAUAACCUACAACAUCCCGAGCCCAACCCACUGGUAAUCAUGGCCGACAAUGUUGCCAAGACGGCGGCACAGCGCAACCGCUUGAUUCGCGACAUGACCCAAAUCAAGGGCGUCGGUCGCUUGCGCGGCGGUACGGAGGCCAACUUCUUGCUAUUUGAAAUACUUGAUCAAUAUGGCCAGCCGAGUAAUGCUGCUGCGUGCGCCGUAUACAAAUGCCUGUUGAAUAAGAGAGGUAUCGUUACGAGAUUUCGCGGCGAGGAUCAUGGAUGCCAUGGGUGUCUGCGCAUUACCAUUGGCACGGAAGACGAGAUGGCAAGCUUUCUUCAAGCGUUGAACCUGACGCUGAAAGAAGUGCAUAAAACAGGUUCUAGCAGCGGAGCACGAGGCGGAGGUGUCGUCAAUGGAAAUGGCUUAAACUGGCCCCAAGAGCAGAAGCCCGGCCAACACCAAACCUCUUAA
Metarhizium robertsii ARSEF 23 is the source of this 918-nucleotide messenger RNA. Its product is annotated as histidinol-phosphate aminotransferase. Gene Ontology annotation, molecular function: transferase activity; pyridoxal phosphate binding. The transcript is spliced from 2 exons. The record is from RefSeq and is a predicted model, not a curated record. The coding region runs from base 1 to 918 and encodes 305 amino acids. Lineage: Eukaryota; Fungi; Ascomycota; Sordariomycetes; Hypocreales; Clavicipitaceae. Gene Ontology annotation, biological process: biosynthetic process.